CGUAAUGUCUGAAUCAGACGGAGCCUUCAAAUCACCAAGUUUACCUCCAUCUCAUCAUGCUCCGGCUCCAAUGUCGCCUGAAAAAAUUCGAGCUCCCGCUGAACAGAUGGACGGUCCAGUUGAAGGAGUUAUUGAUGAAAUUGAGACUGCGGAAGUUCAAGCUGAAAAAGAAUCGAAAAUUUCAGUGCAAGCACCAGCUCUACACUAUGAAGUGCCUCCUUGGGCUUGUGAACCGGAUCCAGCUCAUAAAUUUCAGUUUGAGAUUCUGAAAGAAGGAAAAUUAAUUGCUUCGUAUGAUUUGUCAAAUCGAAAGAAUUCAACGUUCGUAGUUAUCGGAAGAAUCAAGCCAGGAUGUGAUCUUUUAAUGGAACAUCCAUCAAUUUCAAGAUAUCACUGUAUUUUACAAUAUGGAAAUGAUAAAAUGUCAAAAACUGGAAAAGGAUGGCAUAUUUUUGAAUUGGGAAGUACCCAUGGAAGCCGUAUGAAUAAAAAACGAUUACCACCGAAACAAUACAUCAGAACCAGAGUUGGAUUCAUUUUUCAGUUUGGAGAAAGUACUCGAAUAUUGAAUUUUGUUGGGCCUGAAGAGGAUUCAGAGCCGGAAUGGGAUUGUUCACCAACUGAAAUGAAGUUAAGAAAACACAAAAAAGAAUUGGAAGCAAAAUUGAGAGCCGCUGCAGCACAAGAAAUGAUUGACGAUGAAAAACGUGAAAAAGAAGAAGAAGGAUGUGGAUGGGGAAUGGAUUAUGGAGAAGAUGAGAAACCAUUGACUACUGUUGAAACUGAUGCACAUUUGAUGGAGGAUCGAGAAGCUUAUUAUAAUCAGGAUCCAAAAAAGGCGUUGCAGAAGUUUUUUGAACGGGAAGGAUUUGAUAUGAAUUUUGAAUUCAGUGAACAGGGACAAGGUCAUACACACAAAUGGGUCUGUUCUAUUGAGUUACCUGUUGAAAUCGACGGAGUUGAUCGUGCCUUCACUGCAUCGGCAACUGUAUCAACUUCCAAAAAAGAUGCUCAAAUUCAAUGUGCUCUCGAUGCAUGCCGAAUUCUCGAUACGUAUAAUGUUCUUCGGAAAUCAAAUACCAAACUCCGAAUGCAACGAAAAACUCUUGAAGCCAAUGAUUAUUACGAUGAAGACGACGAUCUGUAUCUUGAUAGAACUGGACAGUUGGAAAAACAACGUGAAAAACGAAAGCAGUGGGCUGAAGAAGGAUUUGGGCAUAAAAGAACCGAAACAGAUACCUAUGAGAGUUUAUGUAGAAAAUUGGAAGAAUCGAAGAAAGAAAUAAUCGAAUGUCAGAAACAUUUGGAUGAAUUGUCAGCUGGAACAAAGAAAUCUAGAACAAUUGAUCAAGGGGGUGAUGUUCUAGAUGAUUACAUCCGGCAGUUGGAGAAAUCUGGCGGAGCGGGAGACGAUGCAAAGACCAAAAUGGAAAAGUCAAAAUGGCGUCAAAAACUGAUGGCAGCGACACACGAAUCUCAAAAACUCGAAAAGUUGGUCAAAAUUGCUAAGCCAGCUGUAGUAAAAGGAUUGGAACAACUGGAAACUACUGCUGCCAAUGAUCGACAAGCAUUCCUUAAAAAGUUGAUGGGUGUUCGAGCAAGAAAAGAAAUUGAUCAAACACCUUCACAAGGACCAGGACCGUCGACUUCAGCUACUCUUCCAGCUACAGUAGCCCCAACCUCAACAAAAGCUGUGGAAGUUGAACAUGAGAAGAAGAUGACUCCAUUAAAAGUUGAGAAAGAAAUUGCUGCAUCAUUGGAUUCAUCUGAAAUAAAGAAUUCUUUACCGGCUGUAGAUGAACCAAGCUCGGUAAAAGACGAAGUUUCUGAAGAAACUCCACAGAAAGAAGCAUUCGGCAGCAAAGUUCAGAAGAGAGUUGCACAAUGGGAAGAGGAGCUUGAAGCUGAAAAAGAAGAACUCGCGAAAAAGCAAAAGCUUGAAGCGGAAGAAGAAGCUAAGAAAAAGGUUCAAAGAGUCCGACGGCGUGAUAUUGAAAAGAAGAUCGCUGGAUCAGAAGAUUACGGUGCAGGUGUUGAGGAUCGAGAUGAGAAAUACUCAACAUGGAUGCCACCAAAUGCAGAUCAGUCGGAAGCUAAACAAGAUGCUCUGCGAGCGAAGUUUGCUGGAAGGUAUUGAAUAUUGCUCUAUCUGAAUCUUGUAUUAUUUUAAUGAAGGUGCUCCUC
Caenorhabditis elegans is the source of this 2184-nucleotide messenger RNA. RefSeq lists its product as uncharacterized. The record is from RefSeq and is marked reviewed. Lineage: Eukaryota; Metazoa; Nematoda; Chromadorea; Rhabditida; Rhabditidae. Gene Ontology annotation, biological process: animal gross anatomical part developmental process.